Anoplophora glabripennis (Asian longhorned beetle) is the source of this 1683-nucleotide messenger RNA. RefSeq names its product syntenin-1. Gene Ontology annotation, cellular component: cytoplasm; plasma membrane. Bases 180 to 1088 code for a protein of 302 amino acids. Gene Ontology annotation, molecular function: protein binding. Lineage: Eukaryota; Metazoa; Arthropoda; Insecta; Coleoptera; Cerambycidae. The transcript is spliced from 4 exons. The record is from RefSeq and is a predicted model, not a curated record.
CACACGUCUUUUAUCUAUCUGCUACAAGUAUUUUAUCGCAGUUUAUCUCAGCUUGUAUGUUGGUUAUUAUUUUUAUUGUUCCGUUUAUCAGAUUCAGCAGUUUUUAAUAAACACAACUAGUUCUCUAAACCAAUUCGUCGUGUAGUGACAAUCUGAAGCAAUUUAAAUAGGCUGCAAAUAUGUCGCUGUAUCCGAGCUUAGAAGAUAUGAAGGUUGACCAAAUGUGUAGGGCACAGAUCAGUCAAAUGGGGUUGCAAACUGAUCAAGCACCUCCACCUUAUCCUACACCCAACCUUAGUAACAUGCCGAUGCCUUCAAAUGGAUCACCACUGUACCCUGCUUUGGGUGAAUAUAUGGGCCUCGAGUUAAGUGAAGCAAUUAUAGCAGAAAAUAUGCCGGAGUAUUCUCAAGUAGCGCUGUUACAGCAGACUCAAGUAAUAAUCCCUUCUGGCAACAGUUCAGCCCUGAUAGCGCCUGUGUCGGGACAAUCUGUAGGAUUGCACAGGGCCCAAGUAACCCACGGCGUCCGUGAGGUAAUCCUCUGUAAAAACCAGGGUGGCAAAGUGGGAAUACGUGUAAAAGCCAUCAACAACGGCAUUUUCAUUUGUGUGGUAAUAGACAAGUCUCCAGCAGCGUUAGCCGGUCUCCGAUUCGGCGACCAAAUUCUGCAGAUAAACGACGUAAGCGUUGCUGGUUUUUCCAUGGUUAAAGUCCACAACAUGUUCAAGAAAAGUUCCGUAAACGGUAUAAAAGUGGCGCUACGCGAUAGACCUUUUGAACGAACCAUUACCCUUCAUAAGGACAGCACGGGACAUAUUGGAUUCCAGUUCAAGAAUGGUAAAAUUGUGAGUUUGGUGAAAGAUUCAUCGGCUGCCAGAAAUGGGGUACUCACUGAGCACCAGCUUUUGGAGGUUGACGGACAAAAUGUGGUUGGGUUGAAGGAUAAGGAAGUAGGUAACAUUAUCGUGAAGUCUGGGCAGGUUAUUACCAUUACGGUCAUUCCUAGUUUCCUCUACGAUCAUAUGGUUAAGAAGAUGGCUGGUUCUCUUUUGAAAGAUUUGAUGGACCACUCUAUUCCUACUUUAUAAGACUAUAUAUUAUAACACGAUUUGUCCUUAAUAUAUAAUCUCGUAUAGUAAGAAAUUCAAUCGUCUAUAAUAAUUAUGACGCUGUAUGUCAAUUUAUAUUUUACUUUUAAACAACGAUAAUGUACCACACACAGAGCCACAACAAAAGACGUGAGGUUUUCACAAUUUUUUUUUUUGGACUGGUCAUUCAUGAAGUUAAACCGUAACACCAAAUGAAUUUGACAGUUACUUGGACUCUACGACCACCCACAAUGCAAUACUUGUUUUAUGCGACAUAUCUUUUUAUAUAUUCCAUAUAUAGGCUAUUCUUUUUAUCUUUAUAUUACGACUGUACUGAGAGUUUGAACCUAAAUCCUGCAUGCGAUCUGGUUUAAUUUAAGAAGAAACAUUAUGAUUUUAUGAUUGUAAUCCUAAGUUUAUUUUUACUAUAUAAAAAAUAUUAUAUUUUAUGUAUGUAAACCCUGCAUGUUUUUAUCCGUCUAUGAUAAAUAUUACGUAUUAUCUCUAAUGUUAUAAAAGAAUGAUGGUUUUGUGAUUGUAAUGUGCCAGAGAAGGGUUGUCAGUUAGUUUUAUAUAAAUAAAAUUAUAUUAUUCA